AUGUCGACCGCAAAUUAUAGAGUCACCGAGCACAUCAUCCCCGCGUGCUAUGUUCGGGAGUAUGCGGGCAGUACCGUGGACCAAGAAGAUGUGCUGCAUCUCCACAUCAAGCAAUACACGCCUCGCCAUCUACCCGAUCCCGUCCCAGAUGAUGCUGUCACCAUCAUUGCAGUUCAUGCUGUGGGCUUCCCCAAGGAGCUCUACGAACCACUCUGGGACGAGCUUCUCGCUCGAUCCGCUCAUUCCAACUUCCACAUCCGCGGUAUCUGGAUUGCAGACGUUGCCAAUAUGGGCAUGAGUGGAGUACUCAACGAAGUUAAACUCAGCAUGGACUGCUCAUGGAUGGACCAUCCCCGCGACCUGCUCCUGCUGAUCAACCACUUCCGCGACCAGAUGCCCCGACCGCUAGUGGGAGUGGGCCACAGCUUCGGAGGUACCAUUAUUACGAAUCUGGCACUGAUGCACCCUCGUCUACUAACCUCAGUCAUCCUCUUCGACCCGGUAAUUCAACGACUACCGCCCAAGAUGGGCUUUGGCGCUGAUCCGCCCGGUCCUGUCAACUUUGCCUUGUGGCGUGAUGACGUCUGGCCAAAUCGGGCGACCGCUGCUGCAGGUUACAAAAAAGUGUUCAAGAAAUGGGACCCCCGGUGUCUCGAACUAAUGGUACAGUAUGGGUUCCGGGAUCUGCCCACGGCCCUGCAUCCCGACCUGCCCGACAGUGCAGACGCUGCCGACCCGCCUGUCACGCUGACCACGACCAAGUAUCAUGAUGUGCUGGGCCAAAUCCGGGAACGAUUUCACGCUGGAAUGACAGAUGGCCAGGCUCAGUUGGAUCGCUCAACCCAUGCGGACGUGGAUCCCUCUGUGGCUGUCCUUCCGGUGUAUCGUCCUGAACCACCCAGUACAUUUCAUAAGUUGCCAUCAUUACGACCGUCGGCCCUCUUCUUGCUAGGGGAAACGAGUUACUUGAAUUUGAAGGAUCUCCGGGAAGGAAUCAAGAGCUGUGGUCAAGGGGUUGGGGGCAGUGGGGGGAAAGACAAGGUCAAGGAGGUUACCCUACCCAAGCAAGGCCACUUCUUCGCCUUUGAGGUGGUGGAAGAGACAGUCAGCCAUUGCGCCAGCUGGUUAGAUGAGGUUGUGCGCGGAUACCGCGACACUGAGCAGGAGUGGAGGGAAAAGAGACAGAAGAUGGCUAAACGGGAUCAUUUGGUGCUGAAUGAAGAAUGGCGAAGGGUGAUCAGGUCUCCCAGUUCAUUCCGCGCGGCCAAGUCACGGAAAAGCAAACUAUGA
This is a messenger RNA of Aspergillus tubingensis, 1290 nucleotides long. Its product is annotated as alpha/beta hydrolase. The coding region runs from base 1 to 1290 and encodes 429 amino acids. Lineage: Eukaryota; Fungi; Ascomycota; Eurotiomycetes; Eurotiales; Aspergillaceae. The transcript has 4 exons. The record is from RefSeq and is a predicted model, not a curated record.